UCAGUAAUGAGGACGUUCAUACAUCGUCGUAGAUUCGUUCGCGCGUGUUUAUGUUUUCCAUAGAAGAAAAUUCGAUUCUUCCGAAACAUUACAAAUUAUCACAACAAACGCAAUUCAUUCGAUAUCACGAUCAAAUCGAAUUUUAGCAAAUGUAUUAUAUGUUUUCGCGCAAAAAUUACUCUCAAAAAAUUAGUUGAAAGAAAAGAAGAAACGCAUUUCAAUUCAAACAGUGUCGACGAAAUAUUUUUAUGAAGCGGUUAAAUUGCACAAGUGAAUAAAAAUUGCAGCAAGUGUGUUCUUGUUGAUCUCAUCCCCAUCAUCCAAGUGUAGUGCACUGAAUCUGCAUAAUAAAUAUUGUGAUCGAAAAACAUUGACAUAGUGCUUGUGUUGUACAUUAAUUUUUGGUUUAAUCCAAAAAAAAAAAAAAAAUAAAAAUAAAAUGAACCAAAACCGAAGAAAAAGAAAAAAUCAUACAUUUGAAUAAAUUUCCACACUCGUUUUGAUUGUUGCGCAUGGUGCGAAAAUCGGUCACACUGAAUAAGUCAAAUGAUUUGAUUAAGCGUGGUGUUAGUGCGUAAAAAUUGCAUUUCCCAAAUUUUCGCCGAUUUCUCGCUCACUCAAUGUGCAUUUGUUUGACACACACGAUGUGCAACAGCAGAGCAAAUUCAGCUAAAUAAUUUUUUGCGUGUUCACAACAUUUUUUCACCCCGGUAACAUUGAUUAUUGUGUUCAUUCAUAAUUUAUUCCGUGUAAAAGUAAAUCACACGUGGAUAUGUGACAGAACCAACCAAAUAUUGAGCGAGAGAAGAAGAAAAAAGUUGAAAAAAAAAAUUGUGAUUGAAAAAAAAUAGGCACAGUGUUUGAAAACAUCAUAGUGUGUUUUGCCAGCAGUACAGCAUUUGACAGAGAUUAUUUGAUUUGCAUUUAAAAGCUGGAUGAAAAAAAAUAUAAGCGUUUUGUGUCAUAAAUAGAAAUUCGAGUGAAUGGAAGAAGUACAAUAGGAAAAAUCGAAUACAAAGUUAAAUGAAAAGAGUGUAUCAUCAAAUUGAAAACCAACCCAAACAUACCGAUUUUGGAGAAUCGUCAAACAGUUCGUGUUUAAAUCAUACAACAACAAGUGCGAAUUGAAUUUAAUUCUUACGGAAAUCAAAAUAUUCCCAGUGAAAAUGAAAAACGAUUGAAAAUUCAACCAGCUCUAUAUGCUUAUCCAGAACUGGGCGAUCUUAUUGGUGACCAUUGAGUACAGUAAUAUGGUUAAAAAUUGAUUAAGUGAAAAACAUGAAAGGUCACGAUCAAAUCAACGUUUAAAUACGGAAAAUUUCGACAAGAAAUUAAAAAAGAGAAAAUAAUCAUACUCGGAAAAAUAGACUCUACAAUCAACUCAACAACAUUGACUGAAAAUUUAGUGUAUUAAAAAAAGGCAAAAUUGAUGAAAAAAAGGGGAUAAGGCUCACCUAUAGAUAUUAAUAUCAAGGUCAUAAUCAUCAUUAUUUCUUUGGGGCUUUUACGUUCUCAACAAACCAAUAACAACAACAACAAAAUGAUGUCGCAACAAAGGAGCUUACACACACUACUCUACACAGUGCUAACAGCAAUGAUUGUCGCGCAAACAAGUGCGGCACAGCAACAAAAAUUCAAAGUAACGCCACAUGAUUUACAAGUGCUGGAAGGUUCGGAGGCAGUUCUUCGCUGUGAAGUAUCAAAUUUAGCUGGACAGGUGCAAUGGACAAAGGACGGUUUUGCAUUAGGCUUUUCGGCUGUAAUACCCGGCUUUCCGAGAUACUCUGUGCUGGGUGACCGUUCGCAGGGCGUAUACAAUUUGCGUAUAUCAAAUGCGUCACUGGAAGAUGAUGCCGAAUAUCAGUGUCAAGUUGGACCAGCCAAAUUUAAUUCAGCCAUUCGCGCCAAUGCUAAAUUAACUGUGAUAUCUCCACCGUCAAAUAUUGAAAUCCAAGGUUAUGGGCCCAACUCCAAAGUGGAGGUGCGCGAAAAUCAAGAUUUAACACUCACCUGUAUCGUAUCGGACGCCAAACCGGCCGCUCAAAUUCAAUGGUUUCGAAAUAAUAUGGAAAUGAAAACAGAUCGCCGUGACGAUAAAGUAAUCGAAUCAAAUAAACGAUUUACAACGACAUCACGUCUACAACUAUCACCAACACCUGAGGAAGAUUACGUGGAAUACUCGUGUCAAGCAAAGCAUAAAGCUCUACAGCCCGAUAUGCCAAUGAGAGCCACCGUUCAACUAUCGGUUCUAUAUCCGCCCGGAGCACCAUACAUCGAAGGAUACACGACUGGCGAAACGUUGCGUCGUGGUCAAAAUGUGGAACUAGUUUGUAAAAGUCGCGGCGGAAAUCCACCAGCACAAUUGAUUUGGUAUAAGAACGGUGUUCAAGUUCGCAUGGCCUACAGGACCUCGGGGAGAAUAUCGGAAAAUGUAUACUCGUUUACAGCUGAGGCUAAUGACAAUAAAGCACGUUUCCGUUGCGAAGCCAGCAAUAUUAUGUCACAAACACCACUGAAAGCUGAAGUUGAUUUAACCGUUAUGUUUGCACCAACUCAUGUGACUAUAACUGGCGCAACCGAAGCUCGAGUUGGUGACGUUGUGCCACUACAAUGUACAACGGCACCAUCAAAUCCACCGGCUGAAAUAAAAUGGAUGGUUGCUGGGAAACAAAUACGGAAUGCUACUUCAAAAACAGUUGUUUCACCUGAAGGCGGCUGGGUGACCACAUCCAACAUAACGGCACUGGUUGAGCCAAACAAGCGAUCAUUAGUGGUAAUAUGUCAUGGGCUAAAUAUGCAACUCACCGAAAAUGUGGUAUCAACGCAUACCGUGAAUGUUUUAUAUCCACCAUCCGCACCAAUAAUAUCUGGUUAUGUCGAGGGUUCAAUUAUACCCGCGGGAUCUAUACAAAAGUUAGUUUGUAUAUCGUCUGGUGGCAACCCGUUAGCAACGUUAACAUGGUACAAGAAUGAUAAAAAGAUAAAUUCGGUGGCGAAAACAAGCGAUAAAUCCGUUUCGGCUGAACUCACCAUUUUAGCAAAUGUCACCGACAAUCAGGCGAUUUAUAAAUGCGAAGCGCAUAAUAGUGCCACUGAAAUUCCAUUAUUCGAGACGAAAACACUCAGCGUUCACUUUGCUCCGGAAACCGUUAAAAUACGUGUCGAACCAACUGAACUGGUACCAGGUGUGGAAGCAACACUCAUUUGUGAUUCAAGCUCGAGCAAUCCGCCGGCCAAAUUGAGUUGGUGGAAGGAAGGUAUACCCGUUGAAGGCAUAAACAAUGCAUCGAAACCAGGAUUGUGGGGUGGCACCGUUUCGUCGCUCGAAUUGAAAGUCAAUGUGACACAGGAAAUGAAUGGUAUUGUGUACACGUGUCAAAGUAAUAAUGAGGCAUUACAACGUAGCGUUCAUGAAGCACAGUCACUUCAAGUUCUAUUUCCACCAAAAUUCGUGCCACCACCAUCGUACACGGUUGUCGGAAUCGAGGGAGAAGCACUGCAAGUCGCUAUGCAAGCAAAUGCAAACCCAACGUCAAUCAGCUACACUUGGAUGAAAGAUGGCUCACCCAUUUUGAACAAUGGCAACAGCAUCGAACGCAUCGUAUCAGAUGGUGCUGUUUUGAAUAUCACCAAAUUAACUCGUAACGAUGCCGGCAUUUACACCUGCAAAGCAGUCAACUCACAAGGAUCGGCCACAAUGAACAUCACCGUUAUCGUUGAAUACGGAACAACAAUUAAGGCAGUUUCAGAGAAUAUUGUUGCAAAUCCAGGUGAUGAUGCAACACUAUCAUGUACCAUCGAAGGCAAACCACUGAGCGAAGAGCAUGUGCGCUGGGAACGAUUGGGCUAUGAAGAGAAAAUGAACGAGAAAACUACGAAAACCUUUGUCAAUGGCACUUCAUAUUUGCAGAUAAAAAAUGUACGACGUGAGGAUGUCGGCAAUUUCCGUUGUGUCGCCGAUAAUCGUGUGGCGAAUCCAACAAGUCGAGACGUUUUACUCAUUGUCAAAUUUGCACCUGAAAUCGAUAAAACAAUUUUGCGUGCGGCGAGCGGCGAAAAUGAACGUGGUCGAUUGCCAUGCCGUGCACAGGCGGCCCCAACGCCAAAGUUCAUGUGGACAUUCAAAGGUCAAAAUUUGAAUGUGAAUAAAACAUGGAAAUACAAUGUUGAACUGAAACAAAUUGAUGCGCUGACCUUUGAAUCGACGCUGCUGAUCGAAAAAGUGGGCAAAACAGAUUAUGGUGAUUAUGAGUGCAUGGCGCGUAAUGAAUUAGGAUCAUCAAAAGAGAUUGUCAAAUUGGAGGUAACAUCCAAGCCCGACACACCGCUCAGCCUCAAUAUAUUGAAUACAACACAUGAUUCGGUGACGGUGGCAUGGACGCCCGGCUUUGAUGGCGGUAUGAAAGCCAGCUAUCGUGUACGCUACCGUGAAAUGAACAGUGAACAUUACAAAUACGAGGAUGGAUUACCAAAUAGUCACAAAUUAACAAUUACCGGCCUCAAAAUGAAUACGGUGUAUUUGUUUUCGGUGAUGGCAUCAAAUCAAUUGGGAAACAGCAACUACUUACCGGAUCUGACGAGAGCGCAAACUAAAGAUGCACCGCCGACAGGUCAACCGGCAUCAUCACUCGGUGGACCGCCAACAACGAGUACAACACCAACGCAUGCUAUCUCGGGCACAUUACUGAUUGUCGGCAUUGCGUCUGGCACAUCAUUAGUGUUAAUUAACAUACUUAUAAUCGGAUGUUGUCUUCACAAACGCAAUACCAAACAAAUCAAACGAGGAAAUGAUGUAUUACCGGCUGAAUUAUUGGAAAAAGCUGAAAUGCCAAAAGUGGUGUUUAUCGGAUUUGGAUUGGCCGCAUUACUCUGCUUGCUUUUGGGCAAUGCAGCACUGUUUGCAUGGUUUAUUAUUCGAAAACGUUCAAAAGAAGCUUCGAAUCAGAACAGUAAAUCGGCCACCAUUGAAAUGUAUGCACCGAGCUCAUACAACGAUACAGUAACCGGUGAAACGCUGUCAAGUGUAUCGGAGAAAAGUGAUUCAUAUUCGAAUGAAGGAAGUCAACCCGAUUAUAUGGAUGAAACUCGUAAAAAGGCUGCAUCAACGUAUUUGGUAGAAAAUUCGGAUAUUCCACCACCCCGUUAUCAAAAGGAUGGCACAUUGCCCAUGAAUUAUCCAAAUAAUACUGCAAACUCAGUGAAUACGCGGACAUUGCCACAUCCACGGCACAAUAGCCACGUUAUCGAUCCAAGAGCACGCGACGAUCAAAUGCUUGGCAAAGGAUACAUGCCAUCACCAUCACCAGCAUUGCCAUUGGACGGAUCUUACUAUAACAUGAACAGCGAUCGUUAUUUAUCGUAUCCACCAAUGGAUUAUCCAAAUGUGGAAUUUUCAACGCCACCAUUACAAAUGACUCACAUAAUGCCAAUAAAUGGUACGAUUAUGAAUGCGGGCGGCGGAACAUUACGACGUGGUAUGCGCGCCAUGGUACCACCGCCGGAUGUAACGCAUCACACAACAAACCAUUCAAAGUCCACACACGAUCUAAACAAUUCGAUGAAUCAAAAUGUUUCACAGCAAACACUAAAUAAUCAUAGUAAUAAGUCAUCCCAAUUAUCAUCAAACAACAGUAGCAUGACCACAUCAACGAAACAACCACCGGGUAUUUUAAAAGAUCCUAAUCGUAAGCAACAGCAACAGCAGCAGCAGCAACAACAACAACAACAACAACAGCAGCAACAGCAAAUGCUUGCCCAUCCAAAUAUGCAAAUAUUGAAUGUGCAAAAUGCGCCCGGCAUCGGCAACAGCUUGUUGAUGACCAGCAGCGGUAGCACAAUCGGCGUUGCCACCUACGAACCAAAUCCGCAUAAUUUAAGUUCAUUCAACGCUUCAAUGGGCUAUACAGAUGCUGACGGUCAUCUCGUGUGAAUAUUUCACUAAAUUUAAUUUUAAAAUUAAAAUGUUAUUGCUUUAGAUAAAAGAAGAAUGAACACAAACCCAACAAACCGAUUAAAAAUGAAAUAGCCAACGUGCGUGGUACGCUUGAUAGCAAAACACGAAACAUUACAAAGAUACGUAUUUAAGAACAAAAACAAAAUAUAUUUGUGAGAUUAAGUGGGACAACAAGAAAUUGAGAAAGUUUGCGCCAACAAACAAUGUUGCUUGAGUGCGAACACGUCGGAGUCAACCGACAUUCAUAUAUACAUCGAACGAUUUCAGUUGAAUUAUUAUAAAAAACAAAA
Sitodiplosis mosellana (orange wheat blossom midge) is the source of this 6243-nucleotide messenger RNA. It is a transcript of the gene sns, whose product is annotated as nephrin. The coding region runs from base 1541 to 5929 and encodes 1462 amino acids. Lineage: Eukaryota; Metazoa; Arthropoda; Insecta; Diptera; Cecidomyiidae. Gene Ontology annotation, biological process: cell-cell adhesion. The record is from RefSeq and is a predicted model, not a curated record. The transcript is spliced from 24 exons. Gene Ontology annotation, cellular component: cell-cell junction. Gene Ontology annotation, molecular function: cell adhesion molecule binding.